Chinchilla lanigera (long-tailed chinchilla) is the source of this 2089-nucleotide messenger RNA. Its product is annotated as olfactory receptor 10AD1. NCBI's taxonomy places the organism in Eukaryota, Metazoa, Chordata, Mammalia, Rodentia, Chinchillidae. Gene Ontology annotation, cellular component: membrane. The record is from RefSeq and is a predicted model, not a curated record. Gene Ontology annotation, biological process: G protein-coupled receptor signaling pathway. Gene Ontology annotation, molecular function: G protein-coupled receptor activity; olfactory receptor activity.
UGCAGUACGCAGUAUAAUAAUAUGAAAACGUGUUUAACUGAACUCACAGUAAACAGCAAUUAAGUCAGCAGAAAACAUCACAGAAACUUAAUUAAGACAAAGUCGAGAAAUAAGUUUCCGAAGAGUUAAAAGGAAGUGGGGGCACAGCAUCACAGUAUUUGCCAGGGCCUGCUGGUCCGUGAAUCGUCCGCUGCGGGACACCUAGCCUCCCCAGGGCAGCUGGGCCGGGCUUUGCCUUCCGGGGCCGCGUGCCAUGGGCCUGUCCUCGCAAGGCAGCCCGGGGAAGAAGCGCUGCCAGACCGUCCCGGGGAGACAGCGGGAGCGUCAGGCCCCGAGAACACGGAGCUGGCCUUGCGCAGCUGGCUGCCGACGGUCACAGAGUGGCCACCAGGUCAGAACAUCCUCCCCGGGCCAGCUCCUCUUCAGACACCGUGAGUUCUCCUCUGUGACUUGGUGCGGUGACUCGGUGACUAAGAUCAUCGCCAGCAGAGCGAUCGAAUGAGCGGGCCCCAAGCGGUCGACCUGCGGAACAGCAGCACGGUGACAGAGUUCAUCCUUGUGGGCUUUGCGCAGAGCUCCCUUUCCACACGGACACUGCUCUUCACUCUCUUCCGAGCGCUCUACAGCCUGCCCAUGGCCAUGAAUGGCCUCACCGUCUACAUCACGUGGACAGACCCGAGGCUUAACAGCCCCAUGUACUUUUUCCUCGGCCACCUUGCUUUCCUGGACGUCUGCUUCAUCACCACCACCACCCCACAGAUGCUGGUCCACCUGGUAGUCAAGAGUCACACUGUCUUUGUCUCUUGCGUGGCACAGAUGUACCUGGUUUUCUUUGUGGGUGUGGCCGAGUGCCUUCUCUUGGCUUUCAUGGCCUAUGACCGUUACGUUGCUCUCUGUCACCCACUAAGCUACACCCAGAUCAUGAGCUGGUAGGUCUGUGUAAGGCUCGUGGGUUCUGCCUGGAUUUUGGGAAUGAUCAGUGGUGUCCUUCUUGAUUACAUGACAUUUAGAGGUCCAUUCUGCAGAGACAACCAUGUAGAAAACUUCUUCUGUGAGGCUCCCAUGGUGAUCGCCCUGUCCUGCGGGGACCCCCAGUUUAGCAUGAAGUUGAUCUUUGUCGACGCCACUGUGGUGCUGCUCAGUCGCGUGGUCCUCACUGUCACCUCCCACACCCGCAUCCUGCCCUCCAUCCUCGGCAGAGACUCCUCCUCAGGUCGGGGCAAGACCUUCUCCACUUGUGCCUCCCAGCUGACGGUGGUCGUCCUCUUCUACACCUCAGCUGUGUUCUUGUACACGAAUCCCCGCAGCACACACGGGCCCGACCAGGACAAGCCUUUCUCGCUGCUCUACACCAUCAUCACCCCCACGUGCAACCCCAUCAUCUACCGUUUGCGCAACAAGGAAAUGAAGGGAGCCGUGGUGAGGGCCUUUGGGGAACCUACCUGGCCCAGGCAGAGUCUGUCCAGCAGACCGGGAAGGCCCCUGGAGGAGAAGCUCCCUCCCCUGGGCGGGAGAAGGUUAGUGAGCCCUUUCCCAUCCUGGACAGGUGAGUAACUCUCCAAUGCUGGAAGACUCCGGGAAAGAGAAUUCCUGGCUUCCUUGGCACAGACUCAGACCUGGAUAGUCGUCCUGAUUACUAAAACUCAUCUCUCUGACUCUACUUCCAACACACUGAAAGCACACCUUCCAGCACACCUUCCUAAUUUUCCUUAGUAGGUAUGUCUUAGGAUAGGAGGCACAAGUGCAAAGCAAUAAAGUAUCACCACCUGAGAUAAGGCAUCUAUGUUUCUCAAGAGAAAGUCACUGAAAGACCAUCCUUUUGAGAGCUUUACUUUCUAAUGGCAAAGUCAAUUAGUAGGAGCCUUGAGUUUGGGAGAAGAGUAGACUGAGAACCAUAACAGGGCUGUAGGUUCCAGGAAAUUGAAGAAAUAUGCUAGCAAAUGUGAUAACAUCCAUGCAUGGCAAUCCCCGAGUUCUUCAAUUAAGUUUCCAGAAAAAUAAGACUCAAUAAAUGGAUUGUAUUCUUAACCAGAGCCAGCAAGAGAAUGUGUUGUAUGCCAAAUACAUGUGGAUUAAUAAAAGAAAGACA